UGGGGUGCCGUCUGCCUGACUGUCCCCUGCCCCCAGGGCAUCUUGUUGAAGCGGAGCGGUAAGUCUCUGAACAAGGAGUGGAAGAAGAAGUACGUGACCCUGUGUGACAACGGGCUGCUCACCUACCACCCUAGCCUGCACGACUACAUGCAGAAUGUCCACGGCAAGGAGAUCGACCUUCUGCGGACCACCGUGAAGGUGCCCGGGAAGAGGAUGCCCCGGGCCACACCUGUCACCGCCCCUGGCACCAGCCCCCGGGCCAGCGGGCCUGAACGGAGCGGCUCACAGCCGGGCGGGGGCACAGGUGCCCCCCACUCCUCCAGCAGCCCUGCCUGGGCCGGCCCGCGCCCUGAGGGUCUGCACCAGCGUUCCUGCUCUGUGUCCAGCGCCGACCAGUGGAGUGAGGCCGCUGCGCUGCCCCCAGCCAGUGGCCCCGCUGAGGUGCUCAGUUCCAGCCCCAAGCUGGAGCCCCCCCCAUCUCCCCACUCCAACCGGAAGAAGCACUGGAGGAAAAAAAGCAGCGGGACCCCCAGACCAGAUGGCCCCAGCAGUGCUACUGAAGAGGCUGAGGAGUCCUUCGAGUUCGUGGUGGUCUCCCUCACCGGGCAGACGUGGCACUUCGAGGCGUCCACGGCAGAGGAGCGGGAGCUGUGGGUGCAGAGUGUACAGGCCCAGAUCCUCGCCAGCCUGCAGGGCUGCCGCAGCACCAAAGACAAGAACCGACUGGGGAACCAGAACGCAGCUCUGGCCGUGCAGGCCGUGCGCACUGUCCGUGGAAACAGCUUUUGCAUUGACUGCGACGCCCCCAACCCCGACUGGGCCAGCCUGAACCUGGGGGCCCUCAUGUGCAUCGAGUGCUCGGGGACCCACCGCCACCUGGGUGCCCACCUUUCCCGUGUGCGCUCCCUGGACCUGGACAACUGGCCGCCGGAGCUGCUGGCCGUCAUGACCGCCAUGGGCAAUGCCCUGGCCAACAGCGUGUGGGAGGGCGCCGUGGACGGCUACACCAAACCGGGGCCAGACGCCUGCAGGGAGGAGAAGGAGCGCUGGAUCCGGGCCAAGUAUGAGCAGAAACGCUUCCUUGCGCCGCUGCCCGGCUCGGACGUGCCGCUGGGCCAACAGCUGCUGCGGGCAGUGGUGGAGGACGACCUGCGGCUGCUGGUGACACUGCUGGCGCACGGCUCCAAGGAGGAGGUGAACGAGACCUACGGCGAUGGCGACGGCCGCACGGCCCUGCACCUGUCCAGCGCCAUGGCCAACGUGGUCUUCACGCAGCUGCUCAUCUGGUACGGCGUGGACGUGAGGAGCCGGGACGCGCGGGGCCUCACGCCCCUGGCCUACGCCCGCCGCGCCGGCAGCCAGGAGUGCGCUGACAUCCUGCUCCAGCACGGCUGCCCCGGGGAGGGUGGCCUGGCACCCACGCCUGCCAACGGCAGUGGCUCCUCUGGCGAGCUGCAUCGCAGUCCCAGCCUCCUCUGAGACCUGGGGGGGGGGGACAGGAGCACCCCGGGGCCUGGGGAGCACCAGCGAGGGGAGGAACUAGGAGGAUCCUGCCACGGUACCCCUGCCUGGGCGCCGCCACGGGGGACAGGAACCCCGGAGGUGCCCGGAGAGAGGGGAGCGGGACCUCUCCUUCCUGCAUACUCCUUCCUCCUAGCAACAGCCUCCCCCCCCCCCCCCCCCGCCGCCCACAUGCAGGUGGACCGGCAUGGAGGGGGGAUGCUAGAUGGAAGAGGGGAGCUGGGAGCCCCGUGUAAAUUUGUACAUUGGAAUAUUUAUGUUUGUGUGCAGAUUUGGUGUGUGUGUGUGUGUGUUGAGCCAAUAAACCAGAUGUGUGUGGCCCCUU
Messenger RNA from Erinaceus europaeus (western European hedgehog), 1846 nucleotides. RefSeq names its product arf-GAP with GTPase, ANK repeat and PH domain-containing protein 3. Gene Ontology annotation, biological process: proteasome-mediated ubiquitin-dependent protein catabolic process. Gene Ontology annotation, molecular function: GTPase activator activity; protein binding. Bases 148 to 1479 code for a protein of 443 amino acids. The record is from RefSeq and is a predicted model, not a curated record. Gene Ontology annotation, cellular component: nucleus. NCBI's taxonomy places the organism in Eukaryota, Metazoa, Chordata, Mammalia, Eulipotyphla, Erinaceidae. The transcript has 9 exons.